This is a messenger RNA of Menidia menidia (Atlantic silverside), 6063 nucleotides long. NCBI's taxonomy places the organism in Eukaryota, Metazoa, Chordata, Actinopteri, Atheriniformes, Atherinopsidae. The record is from the annotation of a GenBank genome assembly.
ACAUUUUGAGCGAUGAGUGUACGGAGGUCGAAUGUGACGUAAAUGCGCACUCUGACUCUUCGCUUCCGAGUUACCCAAAUACAACUACAUUGAAGUUCCGCGUGUGUAUUUUUGAGCGUAUAACUAUCAUAGAAAAUAUAUACUUAAAGGUCAGGUGUACCCAUGGGGGGUAAAAACAAACAACGAACAAAAGGAAAUGUUCGGCCGUCUAGCAGUGGCCGAGCUGCGGAGGUUCUGACCCGGGAGGGUGGCAUCAUCCCGGGCUUCAUAGGGUUUGGCUCCACGGCCACUUCUGAGCUGAGCUAUGUUCCAGCUGUACACGGAGCAGAGGACAUAGACAACCUGGUGGAUGCAGAUUUUCGCUUGGUGCUGCGGAAACUGUCAAAGAGGGAUGUAGUCACAAGACUGAAAGCUGUUCAGGACUUUGGAUCCAUGUGUCAGGAACGGGAUGCUGAAGAGGUUAAAGGAGUUCUGCCAUACUGGCCGAGGAUUUACUGCAAAAUAUCAGUGGAUCACGAUCGUCGCAUCAGAGAGGCCACGCAGCAGGCAUUUGAACAGCUGGUGCUCAAAGUGCGACGGAGUUUGGCCCCCUUUCUGAAGAGUUUGAUGGGCCACUGGAUUCUGUCCCAGUGUGACACUUACACACCUGCAGCCUCCGCGGCGUGCCAGGCCUUCCAGGCUGCUUUCUCGCCCACCAAGCAGCCUGAAGCUCUGAGCUUCUGCAAGGAUGAGAUCCUCAAUGUGCUUCAGGAUAUUUUGUUAAAGGAAACAGCGGACACAUUAAGCGAUCCACAAAGUGUUACGGAGGAGGAAAGAGAGGCCAAGUAUGUUCGCAUGCUGACCAGCGCCCUGUUAGGGGUGAGAAGACUGCUCUCCCUGCUGCUUCAGAGUGACAGGGUGGCCCUCGAGGAGAGACUGACACAAUUCGUUAGUUCUGGGAGGUUUUGGAAAUACAGCAAACACAAGACACCACAGGUGCGAGGGGCCUUUUUUGAGAUGGUGUGUGCUCUGUGUGAGUUUACUCCAGAACUGGCCAAAGCUGAGGCAGCUCACCUCUGCCCUGCUGUUCUCCUGACUAUAGACGACACAGAUCCUGUUGUGCUGCCUCCCGUGUGGGAAGCUGUUCUCCAUGUGGUGUCUACUAUUCCUGACUGCUGGACACACGUCAAUGGCAAAAAAGGCUUCCUACCCAAACUUUGGGCUCUAUUGAGAGAUGGUGGUAAAGGCAUGGCCAAAGCACUCCAUCCAAAUCUGCUGCCACUUCUCAGCAAGUUGCCAGAACAGGUCACAGAUCCAAGCUUGGACUUUUACACAACCUUCUUCACUGCCUUCAUACAAGGCCUGUCUAGUGAGCGAGCAGCGACAAGCCCAUCAGAAAGCGCGCUGAUCGUGACCUCUUUUGUUGAGUGUUUGCGGUAUUGCAUACUGAGAAAUGCAGAAGAAGAGGAGUACCAGGGAAAAAUAAGGAGCAUGCUUAUUUUACAACAGCUCCUGCCUUUAUUGGAAAAGGCUCUCAAGGAUCCUUCCCUUCAGAAUGGUCCUCUUUUCCUAAUGGUCACUGAAAUGCUGAUUUCCUGGGAGAAGAGGGCUGGUUUGCAUGGUGAAGUCAAGAUAAAUGAUGGCAAGGACAUCUUUGAAAGACUUCUGGCAGACUUCUGGGAGGAACUCGGCCUUUUGUUUGUGCGAUAUAUUGACAAAGAGGAAGCAGAUUCCCAGAUUCUGGAAGGGGUAGCCAUCUUGCUGCAGGUUAUGCGUUACCCUGAAAAAGCGAGCAAAAGACACACCCAGAAGAAGAAGUCUGUCAGGAUGCAUAUACCAAAGUCAGAGGAGGAUGAGAAGCCUGGAGUUGAGGGAGAUGGGAAUGAGAAUUAUGCCCAGACUGUGUCGGAGCUCGUGAGUGAGCGAGCGUUUGGAUCCCUGCAGACGCAGCAUUUUGAAGACGUCGUGUGCCAACUGACACAACUGUGCCUGGUGCAUGUCAAUGAGAAAAACUCAGAGAGACAUCUUGUUUUCCUCUCCCUUCUCUUGCGAUCUUUCCACACACCUACGGUCUUUAGUACCUUGGUUGAAUUUGACAAAAAACCAACAGAAGAUGAUAAGCAGAGAAAUGAGGAGGUGAUGAAAAAUCCAGCAAUGCAGUUCCUCCUGGAGCGAGUGGUGGUUUGGCUGGCCGAAACGGGGCGCACUGACACUGAGCACCUGGUGGAGAUGGUUUUCAGCUCGCUGUACUGCUGCAGCCGUCAGGAGACCACCCGCAUCCUCAACCACAUCACCACGAUGGGCUUACGUUGGGGAAUUAUCCUGCAAAUUAUCCAGAGGGCAUGUAAAGAUCCUGGAACUUUAAUAAACUGCAGAGAUUGGCUUAAGGGUUCAGUUCUGGGCGAGCAACUCCUGGUACUGACGGCGGAGCUCUGCAAAAUGGGGAGCAGCUCUCCCACCUCUUCUUCAAGCAGCCACAGCUGGACACUUGUCAGUCUGGUCCUCUCUCAGAAAGACAACAAUGAGUCCCUCAUAGGAGAGGUUUACAUGGAGAAGAUCUUAGAGAAGCUCCACACAACUCUCUCUGAGACAAAGACUCUGUCAGACGCCGGCAACAUGGAGCCGCUCGUCUCCUUCAUCUGUGAUGUGGCCUCCUCUUUUUUCUCUUCUGUACAGGACUGUCUUAUGCUCCUCUCCGCUGAGGAGCUGUUGCUCACUGUGUUUGAACUCAUUGCCCAGGAUCAAAGGCACACUCAUCUGUCUGACUCCCUUCUGGAUAAACUGAAGAAUGUAUGCGCAGCUGGGGUCAAGUCCUUGGUGCAGCACUGUGAUUAUGAGGUCCAGGAAGGUGGUUUCCUGCACAGUGCUGCUGUUUGGGUGACGAAGCAACUGCUAAAUGUUUCACUAGAUAUUAAAAGUUUGCAGGUUCUAGUAGCAGCCGUACAAAGUUUAGUUGAGACAAUCAUUUCAGUUGGCGAUCAGGCCACGCCCAUCCUCAUCCACUUCUUUACCCUGUUGACACCAAAUCAAACAGAAUGGACGACAAUCAGAAAGGCUCUGCCUCCCCAGUGGGUGAAAACACCUUUACUGUCCCGCCGUCACCGUGCAGUUUGUGCAAAACCGUCCAAGCAUACAUGGAAGUUUCAGGAGUUUCAUAAACUGCCAGCCCACCUGUGUGUCUCUGCACUCUUGGGAAGAGUUGCCCAGAUUGCUGCAACAAUUAUAUUUGGUGGCCAAAAGGAAGUGGACUGCCCUUCACUCCUACCAAACCUAACAGACACAGUUUCAGAACUGCUGUAUGCUCUACAAUGGUGCAAAGAGCUCCAGUACAGCCCAACGCUCGUGUCUGCCUAUCACAAGCUACUGACUGAAUGGGGACUUUCUGAUGGACUCCAUAGUCAGGUCCUAACGACAACCCUUCUAGAGACACUCUAUUCAAGGUCAGUGAUGGAUGGAGGUCUGUGGUCUCUGACUCUAGAACACUACAUCCACUCCAACGACUUGACGGCCACUCACUGUGCAGCCCUCAGGAAACUUUAUGGGAGUGCAGACAGUUUGUUUCCAGUGUCUCAAAGCAAGCUGAGCACACUUCAGGUGCUUUGUCCCGCUAUGACGAGUGACGACAGAGAGACUCUCAUCACUUUGGCAACUGCUGGAUUAGUCAACUGGCAGGAAAACGACAAUGUGUACGGAUGCCUGGCUGUGCUGCUGUGCUGCCUGAACGUGAACACACAUGUGGAGGAAGAAGUUGUGCAGGCCAUCCUGGCCACUGUGAUGGAAUGGAGGAAUAGCAGGGAGGACUGGUUCCUCUUCAGUUGUGAUCUGUCUGAAGCAGCGUCUGAGCAGUUGAACCUUAACGUGGAGAUGAUGCGUUUCCUGUCCUGGCUGGUGACUCAUUGUCCAGCCGUUCUUGGGGGGAGCCAGUGGGACUUUUUGCUCUGCUCUAUGUUGGCAUGGCUGGAGACCUCCAGUGAGAGUGUGCGCAGUCUGUGGAACCCUUGGGUUCAGGUGUUUGUGUGCGAGACGGCAGCACUGGUGGUGAAGCUAAACCAGUUCUUCGCCUCAUCUGCGUCUGACGUGAUGGAGAAGCUGCCAUCAGAACUGGCUGGUGAAUGGAACGAUUUCUUCGUAGAGGGAAUCUACAACCUGUUGCUACCUUUGCCUGUAAAAAUUGCCGAGGCCUUCACUGAACCAGAUGACCCAGUGUUCCCCACGGCCGUGCUGCAGUCAGUAGGUUUGGCUCUCACUUAUAUCCCAGUGCAGCAGCUAAACCAGAAUUCCCUGCCACCUCGGUUCAUAGCAGACCAAAAGACAAACCUGCCGGAGCCUCUGCAAACGCUCCUCAACACUUUGUGCCCUUUGCUGCUGUUUAAGGCCAGGCCUCUGCAGAUCACUGUGUAUGACUUGUUAGAAAAGGUCAUGUCUCAGCUGCCUGAGUGUGAUGGAGAGGGAGACAACAAUAAAUGUGAUGAUGAUAGAGAUGAGCCGUGUCUUUCUCCCCCAGCCUCGCUCAUGGCCAUCCUGUCAACCUGUGAAGAGCUGUGUGAUAAUAUCCUGGCUGCCGUUCAAGUGGGGGAGUUUGCAGUGGUCCAGCCCCUGAGUGUGGAGUACUCCUGCAUCCUGGGAUACCUGCUGGCAUGGAAGCUGCUUCUCACUUUCUUUAAAUCGUCACCCUCCCAUUUGCGUGCUCAUUAUGCUCAGUACCUGAAGAGAAGCUGCUCCCUCCACAAGCUGCUCCUCCAUCUCUUCAAGCUGAUGCCCGAAAGCCCAACCUGCCCAGGCCAGGGGCCCGAGACAAAGGAGAUCAAAACCUUCUUUUCAGAGAGCCUGCUACUGACAGUUGCUGAGUGUAACAGCGCUGAGUGGGAGCUCCCUCACCUGGCUUGCAGUGUGUAUUACAGCACGGUGCAAGACCUCCCUGCCAUGGUACGGCUGUGGUGGAACAGCCAGGAGAAGAGAGUGAGCGCAGCCGUGGAGAAGUUCACCAUUAAAUACGUCAGUCCUGUACUGUCAGCCCAGGAGAUCGCCUCUGUUCACUCAAGCACUCAGAUGUUUGAAAACAUGACUGUCAAAGCCCGCUCAGCAGCUCGAGAGGUGAUCGCCACAUACUCUGUAGAUGACAUCUUUAUCGAGUUGGUGAUUCAGCUGCCGCAGAACUACCCUCUGGGCUCCAUCGCUGUGGAGAGUGGGAGGCGUGUGGGCGUCGCCGUGCAGCAGUGGAGGAACUGGAUGCUGCAGCUGAGCACCUACCUCACACAUCAGAAUGGCAGUAUCAUGGAAGGUCUGGCUCUGUGGAAGAACAACGUUGAUAAGCGUUUCGAGGGAAUAGAGGAUUGUAUGAUCUGCUUCUCAGUUAUUCACGGCUCCAACUACUCUCUGCCUAAAAAGGCUUGUCGCACCUGCAAGAAGAAAUUCCACUCUGCAUGUUUGUAUAAAUGGUUCACAUCCAGUAACAAGUCCACCUGCCCACUCUGCAGAGAAACAUUCUUCUAACCGUUGGCUCUGAAAAUAAACCAGGACUGGACAUGCAAUGGAAGAUUAUUGUUGAACUCAUGUAGAUAUGAUUUUUAACUCAGUGGAGCAUCAAUGGGUUCAGGAAAUCUUGGGAAAGUGUGAAGUACAGCAGCAUCAAGUACAUACAGUUUUUGUACAAACAUGCCCAAACACAGUUUUGUUGUAAAUAGGCUCCAAGUUCCUUGCUGCAUUUCACAUUCCCAGAUUCACUGAUAAUUUUAUCAUUUUUUUAUUUCUUACUUUUGAAUCCACAUAUAGGCAGAAGAGGGCGAUUCACAGUAUAGUUAGGAAAUUGAAGGUGCUUCAAUGAAUUUGGAAUUGGAAGUUGUUUGAAUCAUUGCAAUGUGAACGACAGUAUACAUAAAUAAUUCCUAAUAUUUAGGAGUGGAGAGACAAUAUGUCUGAUACUUGACAUGCAUUUCACCUUAAAAAACCCCAAAUGAUUGUGUUGGGAGGCCUUUCUUUAUGUCAAAUGCUCCCAAAUAUCAGAACAUAAAAUUAUAUGUCGUACCCUGUGUAUGCAUUCAGCUGUAAUGAUGAUGGGAAAAUAAUUAAAAGGCAAUUGGCUAG